Molecule: messenger RNA, 1489 nt
Organism: Anguilla anguilla (European eel)
Lineage: Eukaryota; Metazoa; Chordata; Actinopteri; Anguilliformes; Anguillidae
Gene: ube2b
Product: ubiquitin-conjugating enzyme E2B (RAD6 homolog)
Exons: 6
Coding region: 111-569 (152 amino acids)
Biological process (GO): DNA repair; protein polyubiquitination; proteasome-mediated ubiquitin-dependent protein catabolic process
Cellular component (GO): HULC complex
Molecular function (GO): ubiquitin conjugating enzyme activity
Source: RefSeq, a predicted model, not a curated record
GUCACCUUAGUUGUUUGGAAGGAGAAAAGGGUACGAGCAGCGGUAUUGCCCGCAUAUACCGGCUCGGGCUGGCUUUUAUGAUUAAAGUAGCAUCUUCUGGGUCCUGAAAAAUGUCCACGCCUGCUCGAAGACGCCUUAUGAGAGAUUUCAAAAGGCUGCAGGAGGACCCGCCAGCGGGCGUUAGCGGAGCCCCCUCGGAAAACAACAUCAUGAUGUGGAACGCGGUUAUUUUUGGACCUGAGGGAACCCCGUUUGAAGAUGGAACUUUUAAGCUUGUGAUAGAAUUUUCAGAAGAGUACCCGAACAAGCCUCCCACGGUUCGAUUCAUCUCCAAAAUGUUCCACCCCAAUGUUUACGCAGAUGGGAGCAUAUGUCUAGACAUCCUUCAGAACCGCUGGAGUCCCACAUACGACGUCUCCUCCAUCCUGACGUCGAUACAGUCCCUGUUGGACGAGCCCAACCCCAACAGCCCGGCGAACAGCCAGGCCGCGCAGCUGUACCAGGAGAACAAGCGCGAGUACGAGAAGAGGGUGUCGGCCAUCGUGGAGCAGAGCUGGAGGGACUCUUAACACAGGAAUCACCUGCGACGUGGUCAUCAGAACCCAAGCUUUCGUUUACCUCAUCCAGAGAGGAGGAAGUCAAACGGCAGGACUUCGAAGUGCCAGGAGAAAAUAAAAUAAAAAAAUUGUAGGAACUUUUACUUGCUUGCCAACACAUUUGGAGAAACAAAAAACGAUCUUUUAGGUUUGUGUUGUUCUUAUUUCCGUUUUCAUUGCAUGAUGCAAAAUAAGUUAUUUGCUGACAGAAUUUGUAAAAUAUCUUUUUUUUUGGGAUUGAUUCUGAUAGUUUGGUUUCUACAGCAUCUUUUAUUUUGAAAUGUGUUCCAUGGUUUGAAUAACAGUGGCUGUUGGAAACUAUUAUUGGUAAAAUUACCAAAACUUUUUUUUAGUUUUGUUUGACAAAUUACUACUCCAUGGAAUUCUGCAAGAUGAGUCUUGUUUGGAAAGUGCAAAGAGGACUGGAGCAUUAGUUUUGGAUUAUUAAAGCUAGUGUACGUAAAGGCCAUCAACUAAGACUGUUUGUGUAUCGUGUGCACAAUGUGAGAUACGUUACGAUCGUUCGCAUUUAAAGCGUAUCAAAUCAAAGCAGUUCUGACACAAAGGGAUACUAUGGUGUAGGUGCUAUGAGCAAAGACGGGUCAGAGUCUGUCUGCACCAUGAAACUGGUCAGAAUUCAUCAAGGGCUGUCCACAUUUGACAACAUACUGGAGCCAGGUUUUUCUUUCUUUUUUUUGUUUGUUGUCUCAUCCAAUUAACAGUAAUAGUAUUUACUAUGAGGGGUUGACCAUACUGAAAACUAUGAUGAAUGACAGACAUUUUUUCCAAGGAGAAGAGCGAGGUCAUAAAGCUAGUUUUUUUGUGAAUUUAUUGAAAACAAUGUACACUUAAAAUAUGCUGUAUAAAUAUAAUAAAAUACAUUUUACAGACUU